Exophiala dermatitidis NIH/UT8656 is the source of this 834-nucleotide messenger RNA. RefSeq lists its product as uncharacterized. The transcript has a single exon. The coding region runs from base 1 to 834 and encodes 277 amino acids. NCBI's taxonomy places the organism in Eukaryota, Fungi, Ascomycota, Eurotiomycetes, Chaetothyriales, Herpotrichiellaceae. The record is from RefSeq and is a predicted model, not a curated record.
AUGGCUGAUAUACGCCAAUUUGGAUAUAGGUUGGUGCAGAAUGCCCUCAGCCCGGAGCAGAUUCAGACAUUGAAAUCAGCAGUCGAGCAACAAGGUCGCGGGGAGGCUGAGGCUGGUGUGGCGAAGAAAGAUGGGGGCCCGCACGCCCCUAACCAGCGCAUAUGGUCACUCAUCAACAAGGGAAAGGAGUUUCAUGACCUCCUUGAACAUCCACUUGUCGAUGAGGUGGUCCCCGAGCUGCUUGGUGACCAUGCUCUUCUUCACAGCUACAGCGCCAACAUUGCCCGGCCAGGAAAUGUCCCUAUGAUGCUUCACACCGAUCAGGUAGCCAUACAACCUCCACUGAGGAGCCUCUUUUAUGGUCUGAACAUCAUGUGGUUUUUAACCGACAUUACCAGAGAAAACGGCGGCACACGAAUUUUCCCAGGAAGCCAUGUUGGUGACGUUGCACCCGAUGACCCUUUCAAUAUUGACGGAACCGUUGCAGCCGAAGGACCUGCUGGAACCGCCUUGGUAUUUGAGAGCCGUCUAUGGUAUGCCACAGGGCCUAACGAGAUGACCACGGGUGAACGUCCCGUUAUACUCAUGUUCUUCAUGAGGUCUUUCAUCCGCCAGCAAGAGAAUAAUUUCCUGUCAAUAAGGCCUGAAGUAGAGGCAACAAUGUCUGAUAAAGUGCGGAGGCUUUUGGGAUAUUGCACUACCGGAGCGCUGGGAGGUGUGGAGGGUGAAGUACGAGAGGGUAUCUAUGUGGAAAGGGUGAAUAAUCCAAUUGGGCCUUUCAGGGACACACACAAGCAUACACCGUACAGACAAGGCUUGUACACUGCUGGGUAA